Messenger RNA from Rhododendron vialii, 1642 nucleotides. RefSeq lists its product as uncharacterized. Lineage: Eukaryota; Viridiplantae; Streptophyta; Magnoliopsida; Ericales; Ericaceae. The record is from RefSeq and is a predicted model, not a curated record. The coding region runs from base 117 to 1157 and encodes 346 amino acids. The transcript has 11 exons.
UGGAGAUGCUGUUGCCUGAGACCAAACCCUCCAUACAUAGUCAUCUUCUCCGCUCGAGAGGGUCUGUUCGUUUGACAGAAGCUUUCUGACUUUUCAAAGAUCUUUUUGUCUUUGCGAUGCAUGCACAAACAGCUUCAGCAAUCCAUCAGCUCUCAAAGUUCAGAACUAAUGUAUCUGAUCCCAAGAAAAGGCCACGCGUAUUCUUUCCACGCCCUCCUGCUGCUGCUGCUGCUGCUGCACAGAAGGCCUCUACUUCUUCGCCUGUUUCCGCGAGUAGGAGGCAGAGACGUCCUCAGAAUGUCGACGGCGAUUUCUUUGUUGAUCACACGUGCAUAGAUUGUGAUACAUGUCGUUGGAUGGCUCCGCAAGUUUUCGCACGGGUUGGUGAUAUGUCAGCUGUCUUUAAACAGCCAAGCAGUAAAGAAGAACGGCUAAAGGCACUUCAGGCCUUGCUUUCAUGUCCUUCAAGCUCCAUACGUACUGAGAAACCUGGAAAAGACAUUCUUGAAGCUCAGAAGACAUUCCCGAUUCAGAUCAAUGAGCAGAGAAUUCCGGGUGUGUAUCACUGUGGUUAUCACUCUGACAAAUCAUAUGGAGCUGCUUCCUACUUGAUCAUUCGCCCUGAAGGAAAUAUUCUUGUAGACAGUCCCAGAUACACAGAGAGGCUUGCCUCUAACAUGGAGACAAUGGGUGGUGUCCGAUACAUGUUUCUCACCCACAAGGAUGAUGUUGCAGAUCAUGAGAAGUGGUCAAAGCGGUUCAGAUGUGACCGAAUUUUGCACUCAAAAGAUGUUGAGUUUUCUACAGCUGAUGUGGAGAUUAAGCUAGAGGGGAAUGGGCCAUGGAACCUUGGCUGUGACAUUGAUCUUGUAUACACUCCAGGUCAUUCAGAAGGAUCAGUCUGCUUGUUUAACAAGCCACUGAAGACGCUCUUUACAGGGGCCCAUCUGUCAAUGAAUGAAACCGGGUUGAGCAUAUUCGAGAGAUACAAUUGGUUUUCAGUACCCAUGCAGUUGAAGAGUGUCAGAUUAUUACUUGAGUUAGAUUUUGAGUGGAUCUUACCAGGUCACGGCAGGAGAGCUGAAUUUAGAGAUUAUGAAGAUAAGAAUUCGGUUUUGGAAGCUUUCUUGGAUGCAAAAUUGACGCAGGAUUAUUGAAGGAACAUACUCUGCACAAAGGAUAAAGUGUUCUCUAUCGGUAGACAAGGUGCAGGCCCCCGAAAUCGCAAUGCUUAAGCAAACUUGGGAUUUCGUAGUCCCUGUUUUCCAAGAUUGAUGCAGGAUUAUUGAAGCAACAUACUCUGCACAAAAGGUCAAGUGCUUUCGAUUGGUUGACUAGGUGCAGGCCCCUGAAAUCAUGCUGCUUAAGCAAACUUGGGAUUUCAUAGUCCCUAUUUUACGAGAAUUUUGUACUCUGGUAAGAAUUACUAAAGUAGGUGACUCAACAAGCCUGACAAAGGAGGUCAAGUUCCAAAACGUUAUCGUUGCAGAGAAACUGGCAUAUUUUAGCUUGAGAAUUUGGUCUAUGGGGAAUAGAUGAAUUCUAGACCAAUUGUGGAAUUUAAAUGCUACAUAAACUUGAUAAUGGGUUUAAACAUUGACAUAAAUCAGGAUAUAGUUUUCUGGGCUAAGGAACUUUGGAA